Xenopus laevis (African clawed frog) is the source of this 2331-nucleotide messenger RNA. It is a transcript of the gene rffl.S, whose product is annotated as ring finger and FYVE-like domain containing E3 ubiquitin protein ligase S homeolog. Gene Ontology annotation, biological process: protein K48-linked ubiquitination; proteasome-mediated ubiquitin-dependent protein catabolic process; negative regulation of extrinsic apoptotic signaling pathway via death domain receptors. The record is from RefSeq and is a predicted model, not a curated record. The transcript has 8 exons. NCBI's taxonomy places the organism in Eukaryota, Metazoa, Chordata, Amphibia, Anura, Pipidae. The coding region runs from base 259 to 1251 and encodes 330 amino acids. Gene Ontology annotation, molecular function: ubiquitin protein ligase activity. Gene Ontology annotation, cellular component: plasma membrane; cytoplasm; cytosol.
ACUCCACUCCCAACCAUACUCAGCUUUAGACGGCUUCUUCCUGCUUGUUGGUGGUCGGGUCACGCUGCUAAUUGGGGUUCAGACUGAGUAACACCGGGAGUGAGGGACAUGGUGUGACUCCCAGAAAACCCUCAGGACAUCAAACAGAUUACAUGGACUUUCCUUGAAUGGAUACUUAUAUGGACACUUUUGUUUCACUCUGUUUGAGAACAUCUUCUGCUGGCACAACAGCGACACCUAGUGGUGACAAGUUUGACUAUGUGGGCUGCAUGCUGCAACUGGCUGUGUUUUGAUACAGAGCCACAAGAGUUUUCACAGGGUAAUAGAACACAAGUUUUUUCCAAUUCAAACUUCAUGACUGCUCCUCCUGUUUCAGAAAUCUCCUGUGGAGCUUGUGGUAUCCGUUUUGCAGCAUGUGCUAGAAAGAACCCCUGCAUGGAUUGCAAGAAUUACUACUGCACAUCGUGUCUAAUCCAGACAAACAAUGGCCAAUCCCUUUGUCAAGUAUGCAGAAACAUCCGCUCCACAGCUUUUGACCGAGAUGAGUUGAUGAAGCUUAGAGUAAAAGACUUGCGAGAUUACUUAACUUCUAAAGACAUACCUAUAGACCUUUGUCGAGAAAAAGAAGAUCUCGUACAGCUUAUUUUGUUUCAUAAACCCCCAGUUUUUAGUGCUGAUAGGACCAAUGUGCCUACGUCUACUUCUAACCAAAGCACAACAAAUCAAAGAACUGAUUCCAGCAACACACCUGGGCACCCUUCUUCAAAUAAUUCAGCAGCAAACAGAAAUGGUUCAUCCAAUGCCCAAGGCACAGCUGGAGAACAUUUGGGGAAUUCUGAAUCAUCAGACCCAGAGGAGAAUCUGGCACCUGGGAGGAGGGCAUCCCUCUCUGAUAUCACCUGUGUUGAUGACAUUGAAGCCCUUUCUGUGCGUCAGCUAAAGGAGAUCUUGGCCAGAAAUUUUGUUGACUAUAAAGGCUGCUGUGAGAAGUGGGAACUCAUGGAACGUGUUACCCGGUUAUACAAUGAACAAAAGGGUCUUCAGCAGAAGGCCGCUGAUGCUGAAGCAGAAGGCAUUCAUGGUUCAACAAGUGAUGAGCAUCUCUGCAAGGUCUGCAUGGACUCCCCCAUUGACUGUGUUCUGUUAGAGUGUGGCCAUAUGGUCACUUGCACCAAGUGUGGGAAGCGCAUGAGCGAGUGUCCUAUCUGCCGACAGUAUGUAGUGAGAGCAGUGCAUGUCUUCCGCUCCUGACUCCCUGAACUGCCGAGAUUACUAUCCUGCUUGGAACAGUGGCCUCUUCAGCUGUACAUGCCUUCAGGCUUAGUGCUGUUCUUCAGUGUUUAGCCACCUGGAUAGAGGAAGUAUUGAAGACUGCCUUUACCCUUGCAACAUAUACAAUAGUAACAUGGAAUGGCAUUUCUACAUUGCAUAUAGACAUCUCUUGCACUACUUUUGCAAAAUAUUCUUUCUGAAAGUUUUUACUUAUCCAUGUAAAACAUCUUUAACCAAGGAUGCAAAUCUUACACCAAAUUCAAUAUAUGAUGCUGCAAACCGUAUUUACAGCAGCUGUAGAGCUAUGUUUCACAUUCAUUUUUUAUUUCAAAAGGGUUGCCCUGUAACAUCCCUGACAAAGUGAAUUCAUAUCCCUGACCCAUACAUAGGCUUCUGUGAAAUAAUAGAUUUUCAGAUUGACAUGGCAAAGUACAGGAGAAAUUGUACUUUUAAUACUGAUUUCUUUAGUAUUAGUAAAACUGUCUUAAUUUGAGCUUAUGGUAGUAUUAUGACCCAACCAAAUCAGCACCGUUCAGGUGACAAUGACCUAUAUAUUUUUAAAACACACAUUCAAAGUCUAGUUGGUGCCUUUCCCUGUUGCCUUAACUUUUAUCAUUAAUGAAGAGCUUUUAGGGAGAUAUCCGAGAGGGAAAAAAUAGUUUUGUACUUUCAAAUUAAUAUUUUGAUACAAUAUUUAGCAGUGAUUUUUUUUUUAAUUUUGUCUUUCUAUUUUAAAAGCUAGUAAGGGCAGGUGCCAAUGGACAAAGGUAAUAUGUUUAUAAUGGAAGGUCUGGCAAUUGCUCUUAAUACAUAUUUUUAUUUUGUAUUUGCACUGCAAAAUUAUUUUCUUAAUGUGAAGAAAAAAUAUCACUGGAACAGCAUUAAAGCUCUUUUUUUUUUGUGACCAGAGCACCAUUAAAUCAGGGUGUAAACUAUUUCAAAAUGGCUGCUUGACAGUUCAUGGGAGACCAAAGAAGGGUGCUUGUUCACCUUUAUAGGAACUUAACAAAUGCUUUCUCUAAUCAGGUUUGGAUUUUCUAAUAAAUCCAUCGUAGACUA